Debaryomyces tyrocola is the source of this 252-nucleotide messenger RNA. The record is from the annotation of a GenBank genome assembly. NCBI's taxonomy places the organism in Eukaryota, Fungi, Ascomycota, Pichiomycetes, Serinales, Debaryomycetaceae.
AUGAAGCUUUCCAAUACAUUGUGCAUAUUUCCUGUUAUCACGUCAGUAAUGGCCUAUUCAAGCUCCAACUCAUCUUCAAAUGGUACAUCAAACUCACUGUCGCUGUCUUCGGCACAAUCCUCGUCAAUUUUAUCAUCAUUUAUACAGAAGUCAGGAGAGGCUACUUCUAGUGGUGACGCGCAUUUUGUUAACGUCAAUCACCUUGGCUUGGUAGGUGGCAUGUUAGCAGCCGUGGUCUCGCUGCUUGUAUAG